GUGUCCGGACUGGAAGGGGGUGAAAGUGUCCAGACUGGAAGGGGGGGAAAGUGUCCGGACUGGAAGGAGGUGAAAGUGUCCGGACAGGAAGGGGGUGAAAGUGUCCGGACUGGAAGGGGGGGUGAAAGUGUCCGGACUGGAAGGGGGUGAAAGUGUCCGGACAGGAAGGGGGGUGAAAGUGUCCGGACUGGAAGGGGGGUGAAAGUGUCCGGACUGGAAGGGGGUGAAAGUGUCCGGACUGGAAGGGGGUGAAAGUGUCCGGACUGGAAGGGGGGAAAGUGUCCGGACUGGAAGGGGGUGAAAGUGUCCGGACU
Molecule: messenger RNA, 314 nt
Organism: Staurois parvus
Lineage: Eukaryota; Metazoa; Chordata; Amphibia; Anura; Ranidae
Source: the annotation of a GenBank genome assembly